AGUACUGACAGCUGACAUCCAACUUGCUGACAUCGAGCACAUCGAGUUGUGACCUAGACCUCAGACCUAGACUAGAGCAACAGCGGGCAGCCGGAGUCUGUGUUUGCAAAUUUGAAAACGAAAAGUGUAUCUACCAACACUAUGAGGUUGACUGUCGCUCGGUUGGCUCAGAAGCUUGAGUUGACGCUAGGUCUGGUCAAGCCAGAUGUUGCAUCAAAGCCGGAAGUUGUUAAAGCAAUUAGGGAAGCUAUCAUCAAAAAGAAUUUCUACUUUGCCAACACUAGAAUGUUGACCCUUUCACAAGCCGAUGCCGAAAGCUUCUAUGGAGAACAUAAAGGCAAAUUUUUCUUCCCAGAACUUAUAGCAUUCAUGACAAGCGGACCAAUCUUCGCUCACGUCCUAGCGAGAGAUAACGCGAUAAAGGAGUGGCGUGCCCUGAUGGGACCAACGAAACCAUCGCAGGCCCGUAAGGAUGCGCCGCAGACACUGAGGGCCCAGUUUGGAACCGAGGAUACGUUCAACGCUGUUCACGGCUCAGACUCGCCCAUGUCGGCCGCGCGGGAGGUCGGCUUCUACUUCCCUGACUUCAAUGUCGACGAGUGGUUCGUGAAACAAGAGCCAGCCUUCGCCAAGGGAGAGGUCAGCUUCGACGAGAAGACCUGCAUCCACGUGCCGAAGUAACGUCUCUCGUCCCACGCGCCGCCAGCCGGGGGAGAUUCCCCGUCCGAUGCGUGGUUGCAUCGUCACACCACCCAGGGGGGGGGGGGAUGACGGCUGGUGGAAGCUUCUAGGGAAUUGUCGAUUCGCCGAGGGGUUAGGGUUUCGGGGAGGCGAGUUUCGGCUGCUAACAAUUUCUCCGGUCAGAUUUUUUUCAGAGUAGUACUCAGGUUAGCGGUUUACCGUUGUUAGAUAGGUCGUGUGACGUGCUGUGUGGGGUGCGGAG
This is a messenger RNA of Priapulus caudatus, 943 nucleotides long. Its product is annotated as nucleoside diphosphate kinase 6-like. The transcript has 7 exons. Bases 142 to 681 code for a protein of 179 amino acids. Gene Ontology annotation, biological process: CTP biosynthetic process; GTP biosynthetic process; UTP biosynthetic process. Gene Ontology annotation, molecular function: nucleoside diphosphate kinase activity. The record is from RefSeq and is a predicted model, not a curated record. NCBI's taxonomy places the organism in Eukaryota, Metazoa, Priapulida, Priapulimorpha, Priapulimorphida, Priapulidae.